CUUUAAUGUUGCUUUACGGACCGCCAUUAUAUCAUAGAAGAAGAAGACACACCCACAACUUCAACUUCCUUUUCGAAACCCCAACCGACGCCCACCCAGUUUACCUACAGUCAGAACAAUAUCUCAAUCUUCUGAAACCAAAUGGCUGCUAUGCCUAUUCACCAAGCCCAACCAAACCUGAAGAGGAAGGCUGAAAGCAUUGGAAUUGGGACAGUUGGAAGCACUGUAAAUAACGCCAAGAGGCCCAAAAUUGAGGACCACCUUGAUAAAAACAUGAAGACCGCACCCAAGGCACCUGUACCCAAGAAGCCUGCUGCGGCGAAGAAGCCUAAAGUCAAGAAGCCUGCUGCAGCGAAGAAGCCUAAAGUCAAGAAGCCUGCUGCAGCGAAGAAGCCUAAAGUCAAGAAGCCUGCUGCAGCGAAGAAGCCUAAAGUCAAGAAGCCUGCUGCAGCGAAGAAGCCUAAAGUCAAGAAGCCUGCUGCAGCGAAGAAGCCUAAAGUCAAGAAGCCUGCUGCAGCGAAGAAGCCUAAAGUCAAGAAGCCUGCUGCAGCGAAGAAGCCUAAAGUCAAGAAGCCUGCUGCAGCAAAGAAGCCUAAAGUCAAGAAGCCUGCUGCAGCGAAGAAGCCUAAAGUCAAAAAGCCUGCUGCAGCGAAGAAGCCUAAAGUCAAGAAGCCUGCUGCAGCGAAGAAGCCUAAAGUCAAGAAGCCUGCUGCAGCAAAGAAGCCUAAAGUCAAGAAGCCUGCUGCAGCGAAGAAGCCUAAAGUCAAGAAGCCUGCUGCAGCGAAGAAGCCUAAAAUCAAGAAGCCUGCUGCAGCGAAGAAGCCUAAAAUCAAGAAGCCUGCUGCAGCGAAGAAGCCUAAAGUCAAGAAGCCUGCUGCAAAAAAAUUGUUAAAUAAAGAUUUAAAACAUAAGAGCACCAGGUGCAUAUGCCUAAAAUUAUUCUUAUGAGAUGUUGUGAAGUUUUAGGCAUAUUCCCUUUAAAACAUUCAAAGCACCAUAUACAGUGGGGCAAAAAAAGUAUUUACUCAGCCACCAAUUGUGCAAGUUCUCCCACUUAAAAAGAUGAGAGGCCUAUAAUUUUCAUCAUAGGUACACUUCAACUAUGACAGACAAAAUUUGAAAAAAAAUCCAGAAAAUCACAUUAUAGGAUUUUUAAUGAAUUUAUUUGCAAAUGAUGGUGGAAAAUAAGUAUUUGGUCAAUAACAAAAGUUUAUCUCAAUACUUUGUUAUUGUUGGCAAUGACAGAGGUCAAACAUUUUCUGUAAGUCUUCACAAGGUUUUCACACACUGUUGCUGGUAUUUUGGCCCAUUCCUCCAUGCAGAUCUCGUCUAGAGCAGUGAUGUUUUGGGGCUGUUCCUGGGCAACACGGACUUUCAACUCCCUCCAAAGAUUUUCUAUGGGGUUGAGAUCUGGAGACUGGCUAGGCAACUCCAGGACCUUGAAAUGCUUCUUACGAAGCCACUCCUUUGUUGCCCGGGCGGUGUGUUUGGGAUCAUUGUCAUGCUGAAAGACCUUGCUGAUGGUAGGCUUUGUUACUUUGAUCCCAGCUCUCUGCAGGUCAUUCACUAGGUCCCCCCGUGUGGUUCUGGGAUUUUUGCUCACCGUUCUUGUGAUAAUUUUGACCCCACGGGGUGAGAUCUUGCGUGGAGCCCCAGAUCAAGGGAGAUUAUCAGUGGUCUUGUAUGUCUUCCAUUUCCUAAUAAUUACUCCCACAGUUGAUUUCUUCAAACCAAGCUGCUUACCUACCAGAUUCAGUCUUCCCAGCCUGGUGCAGGUCUACAAUUUUGUUUCUGGUGUCCUUUGACAGCUCUUUGGUCUUGGCCAUAGUGGAGUUUGGAGUGUGACUGUUUGAGGUUGUAGACAGGUGUCUUUUAUACUGAUAACAAGUUCAAAAAGGUAACGAGUGGAGGACAGAGGAGCCUCUUAAAGAAGAAGUUACAGGUCUGUGAGAGACAGAAAUCUUGCUUGUUUGUAGGUGACAAAAUACUUA
Oncorhynchus keta (chum salmon) is the source of this 1991-nucleotide messenger RNA. RefSeq lists its product as uncharacterized. Gene Ontology annotation, cellular component: nucleosome. The transcript is spliced from 2 exons. Lineage: Eukaryota; Metazoa; Chordata; Actinopteri; Salmoniformes; Salmonidae. Bases 142 to 948 code for a protein of 268 amino acids. Gene Ontology annotation, molecular function: DNA binding; structural constituent of chromatin. The record is from RefSeq and is a predicted model, not a curated record. Gene Ontology annotation, biological process: nucleosome assembly.